Molecule: messenger RNA, 2487 nt
Organism: Caenorhabditis bovis
Lineage: Eukaryota; Metazoa; Nematoda; Chromadorea; Rhabditida; Rhabditidae
Source: the annotation of a GenBank genome assembly
AUGAUGGGCGAACGACACCAAGAUCCUUUGGUGACAAACCAAAAACUUCCAAAAAUCAAUGUGCGAGUAACAUCAAUGGACUCCGAAUUGGAGUUCGCCAUUCAAUCCAGCACCACGGGCAAACAGCUUUUCGAUCAGGUUGUUAAAACCAUAGGACUCAGAGAGAUCUGGUAUUUUGGACUGCAAUACACCGACAAUAAAGGGUUCCCAACGUGGCUCAAGUUGAACAAAAAAGUAAUGUCACAAGACGUGAAGAAGGAGCCGACACUUCACUUCAAAUUUCGCGCCAAAUUCUAUCCAGAAGACGUCGCCGAGGAGAUUAUUCAGGAUGUGACUAUGCGACUCUUCUUCUUGCAAGUCAAAGAAGGCAUUCUGUCAGAUGAGAUCUACUGUCCGCCAGAAUCGUCGGUUCUUCUCGCCUCGUACGCGAUGCAGGUCAAAUAUGGCGAUUACAUUCCGGAAACGCAUGUUCCUGGCUGCCUGACGGCCGAUCGGCUCCUUCCGCAACGCGUGCUUGGCCAGUUCAAAUUGAACACUGAGGAAUGGGAGCGGCGAAUUAUGACAUGGUGGGCGGAUCAUAAAGGAACAUCAAGAGAGCAGGCGAUGCUCGAGUAUCUCAAAAUUGCUCAAGAUCUCGAAAUGUACGGAGUUAAUUAUUUUGAAAUUCGCAACAAGAAGGGGACCGACUUGUAUCUUGGCGUUGAUGCGCUUGGUUUGAACAUCUACGAUAAAACUGAUCGUCUUUCUCCAAAGGUUGGAUUCCCUUGGUCGGAAAUUCGCAAUAUUUCUUUCAACGAUAAGAAGUUUGUGAUCAAACCGAUUGAUAAGAAGGCACAUGAUUUUGUCUUCUAUGCGCCGAGGCUUCGAAUCAAUAAGCGUAUUCUCGCGCUUUGUAUGGGCAACCAUGAGUUGUACAUGCGGCGAAGAAAGCCUGAUACCAUCGAGGUUCAACAAAUGAAGCAGCAGGCGCGCGAAGAACGCGCUCUCAAGAUUGCCGAGCAGGAGAAGCUCAACCGCGAGAUUGGAGCUCGCGAAGAGGCUGAAGCCCGUCAGCGCGAAGCUGAACAGCGUAUGCAGAAAAUGGUUGCUGAUAUGGAACGCGCUAGGAGGGAGCUCGAAGAUGCUCAGCAUACUAUUCAGAAUCUGGAGGCUCAGCUCAAACAGCUUCAGAUCGCCAAACAAGCGCUCGAGAAUAAGGAGAUGGAACUCCGCGAGCUUACUGCUCAAUUGCAAAGUGAGAAGGCAAUGUCUGACGAGGAGCGACACCGCCUUCGCGAGCAAGUCGAUGCUCGUGAGCGUGAGGUGUUCACAAUGAGACAAGAAGUUGAAAGACAAACCACCGUCACUCGCCACCUUCAAACUCAGGUCGACACUUCGCGCAACCACAGCAAUCACGUCCAAAGUCACACCAGAGAUGAAGCUGCAACUGAUGACGAAGAUAAUGGAACUACUGAAUUGACCAACGAUGCUGAUCAGAACGUGCCACAACGCGAACUCGAUCGAGUCACUGCUGCCGAGAAGAAUGUUCACAUCAAGAACAAACUUGACAUGCUCACCAGAGAGCUUGACAGUGUCAAGGAUCAGGCGGCUGUUACGGAUUAUGAUGUUCUGCAUAUGGAGAAUAAGAAGGCUGGACGCGACAAGUACAAGACUUUGCGACAAAUUCGCGGCGGUAACACAAAACGAAGAAUUGACCAGUAUGAGAACAUAUGUAUCAACUCGUUUAAGAAAAACUCACAUUACGAUACACUUGGCGUCAAGCAGACAGCUAGUCUUGAUGAGAUCAAAUCGGCAUUUUAUGAGAAAUCGAAAAAACUUCAUCCUGACAACAAUAAAUCCGACGAAGGAUCUAGUAAUAAAUUUGUUGAAUUAAAAACCGCUUAUGAUGUGCUGAGACGACCUGCUGAUCGUAGAUUGUACGAUAUAAGUCUUCGAGGUGGUAGACCGAAUCGUGGAGAUUUUAGACAUCCUUACGCCGGAUUCAGACCUCCUCCGCAAUAUGACCAUGGACGGGAUUGGUCGUCAUUCUGGAGUCAGAAUCCCGGAGAUCGUAGUCGCGAGGAUUUCGAGGCAAUGCAAAAACGAUCUGCUGAUUUCUUCAAGACAAUGUUUAAAUGGACCGCGUAUGGCGUCAUUUUUGUCAUUUUGUAUAACGGAGGAUACUUAUAUAUGAUGAGCUGGAAUCAAAAACAAUUGGACAAGUUGUGCGAUGAAGACGAGAUUGCAAAGUGUUUUCUGCGGCAGAAAGAGUUUCGAAAUGCCGAUUACGAUUCGGCCGAAAUUGCGGAGCUCGGACGAGUUCUCAAAGCAGACAUCGAUGAAAUUUGGAAGCAAAAAUGCGACGAGAAACGGAAUCCAGAUGAAAUUCGUGAGGAGUACAGAUGGUUUCGCGCCGUUCAGGAUCCUGACCAUAUUCGCCAAUUGAAAGAGAAACGACUGGCACGGAAAAAAGAGGAACGUGAGAGAUGGCGAAACGAUACCGAAUAA